Messenger RNA from Gavia stellata (red-throated loon), 530 nucleotides. RefSeq names its product prefoldin subunit 1 (gene PFDN1). The coding region runs from base 22 to 390 and encodes 122 amino acids. Lineage: Eukaryota; Metazoa; Chordata; Aves; Gaviiformes; Gaviidae. The record is from RefSeq and is a predicted model, not a curated record. Gene Ontology annotation, biological process: protein folding. Gene Ontology annotation, cellular component: prefoldin complex; cytoplasm. The transcript is spliced from 4 exons. Gene Ontology annotation, molecular function: protein folding chaperone.
CAGGCGCCCUGCGGAGACAAGAUGGCGGCGCCCGUGGACCUGGAGCUGAAGAAGGCCUUCACCGAGCUGCAGGCCAAGGUGAUAGACACGCAGCAGAAGGUGAAGCUGGCCGACAUCCAGAUCGAGCAGCUGAGCAAGACGAAGAAGCACGCCCACCUCACCGACACGGAGGUCAUGAUGCUGGUGGACGAGACCCGCAUGUACGAGGGUGUGGGGAGGAUGUUUAUUCUUCAGUCUAAAGGAGUGAUUCAUAAUCAGCUCUUAGAAAAACAGAGAAUAGCCGAAGAGAAAAUUAAGGAAUUAGAGCAGAAGAAGUCGUACCUGGAGCGGAGCGUGAAGGAAGCUGAAGAUAACAUCCGGGAAAUGCUGAUGGCCCGAAGGGCGCAGUAGCUGUGCGGUUCCCCCCAGGACUCCCACGACACCCUCUGGGUGGUUCUGGGCAGCUCUGCCUGCGCGCACUGCUCACCACCGCCCAGCCGCACAAGCACCGUUCUGUGGCAGUUUCAAUAAAACUCUGCUGCGAAGCCUGA